CUGCUUUCUUCUGCUGCCUUUUAUGCUCCUUGUGCACCUCCCUUCCCCCCAACCUGGGAUGAAAUCUCCCCACGUGCUGGUGUUCCUUUGCCUCCUGGUGGCUCUGGUCACCGGGAACCUGGUUCAGUUUGGGGUGAUGAUCGAGAAGAUGACAGGCAAGUCCGCCCUGCAGUACAACGACUAUGGCUGUUACUGCGGCAUCGGUGGCUCCCACUGGCCGGUGGACCAGACUGACUGGUGCUGCCACGCCCACGACUGCUGCUACGGGCGUCUGGAGAAGCUGGGCUGUGAGCCCAAACUGGAAAAGUAUCUUUUCUCUGUCAGCGAACGUGGCAUUUUCUGCGCCGGCAGGACCACCUGCCAGCGGCUGACCUGCGAGUGUGACAAGAGGGCUGCCCUCUGCUUUCGCCGCAACCUGGGCACCUACAACCGCAAAUAUGCCCAUUAUCCCAACAAGCUGUGCACCGGGCCCACCCCGCCCUGCUGAGGCUAUGCUCGGCCUCCCCCCCGUCCCUGGAGGUCCCGCCUCGGGCUGCUGUAGUCCCAGGCCUGGGGAACAUUGGCACCAAAGGCCCUCCCUUUGGAAAAUUCCUUUCCUGCAAACUCAUCCCUCCUUGAGAGCUCAGAGAUAUGUCCUGGACCAUCACUAGCCUCCCAGGCUACCCCUUCUCUGUAGAAAGAACCCUGCCCCAGGAGCCAUGGACCCUUCAGCACCCAGAAGACUGUCACUAGCUUCUGGGAUCUCAGCUCCCUCUUCUGAAUAAGUGAAUAAUGUUUUCCCAUAA
Molecule: messenger RNA, 785 nt
Organism: Homo sapiens (human)
Lineage: Eukaryota; Metazoa; Chordata; Mammalia; Primates; Hominidae
Gene: PLA2G2E
Product: phospholipase A2 group IIE
Exons: 4
Coding region: 59-487 (142 amino acids)
Biological process (GO): arachidonate secretion; phospholipid metabolic process; phosphatidylcholine metabolic process
Cellular component (GO): cytoplasm; extracellular region
Molecular function (GO): calcium ion binding; A2-type glycerophospholipase activity
Source: RefSeq, marked validated